Paramisgurnus dabryanus is the source of this 560-nucleotide messenger RNA. It is a transcript of the gene ghrl, whose product is annotated as ghrelin/obestatin prepropeptide. Gene Ontology annotation, molecular function: growth hormone-releasing hormone activity. Gene Ontology annotation, cellular component: extracellular region. Lineage: Eukaryota; Metazoa; Chordata; Actinopteri; Cypriniformes; Cobitidae. The record is from RefSeq and is a predicted model, not a curated record.
UUAUAGUUGUGGACUUUCAUGCUAAUUGUUAACAAAAGGUUAUUAUAAAAGCGAAAAGCGGACCUUUGUGUGCAGAGCAACUGAAGCUGUUUGAUCAUCACAGAGACUGAACCGUAAGUUCAUAAGGACCAAGAUGCCACAUCACCGCCGUGCCAGCAACAUGUUUGUGCUCUUAUGUGCUUUUUCUCUGUGUGUUGAGUGUGUAAGUGGUGGCACCAGCUUCCUCAGCCCUCCUCAGAAACCACCGAAGGGUAGAGGAGAACGAAGACCACCACGGGUGGGCAUAAGGGAUGCUGAUGAACCAGAGAUCCCAGUAUUUAGAGAGGAUGACCAGAUCAUGAUGAGUGCUCCAUUUGACCUGACCAUGUCUUUGAGUGAAGCGGAGUAUGAGAAAUAUGGUCCAGUACUGCAGAACAUACUGGUCGAUCUUCUCAGUCAUCCUCCUCUUGAAUGAAUAAAACUACAGGUCCUACCGGAUUUAAAUCAUUAAACCAACAAAAAUAUGAUUUAAAAAUGAACGAAAACAGUUGGGAAAAAUAAAGUUUAUCAUCAAUGACAAA